AUGCAAGAGGAUGUGAACAGUGUCAGUCCAACGCUAGGCUUCAUCAUCAAGACGAUCGACUACGACGGCUACAAGCUGAAUAUUUGGGACGUUGGAGGGCAGAAGACACUCCGAACGUAUUGGAAGAACUACUUCGAGAAGACAGACACGCUCAUCUGGGUUGUUGACGCGACUGAUCGCGAGCGACUGGACGACUGUCGACAUGAACUGAAAGGACUGCUUGUGCAGGAGCGCUUGAUGGGCGCCUCUCUCCUCGUCUUCAAGAACAAGAGCGACGUGCCGGGGUGCCUGACUGAAGACGAAAUAUGCGAGGGCCUGCAACUCGACACGAUCCAGACUCAUAAAUGGCAUGUUAUACCGUGCUCUGCUAUUACAGGCGAGAAUCUACAGCAAGGCCUAGAAUGGGUCGUCAAGGAUGCGAAAGACCGUCUCUUCUUGUACUAA
Molecule: messenger RNA, 444 nt
Organism: Recurvomyces mirabilis
Lineage: Eukaryota; Fungi; Ascomycota; Dothideomycetes; Mycosphaerellales; Teratosphaeriaceae
Exons: 5
Coding region: 1-444 (147 amino acids)
Biological process (GO): protein folding
Cellular component (GO): microtubule cytoskeleton; cytoplasm
Molecular function (GO): GTPase activity; GTP binding
Source: RefSeq, a predicted model, not a curated record